UUUCCGACCAAUGCUGUUAAGCCUCAAAGAGGAAACAUUUUUUUUUUCCAAAAACGGGCUACAACUUGAUGAAUAGCUUUCGCUUCCCUUGUCUGAACUGUUUGAACGGUCUGGUGCGCACGAGCGCAGCACGUCCUACAAAUUAGUCCCGAAGAUGUUUGUCAUUUUGUUUUGUGCGUAUAUGUACAAAAUUAUACAUACCUUUCAAGAGGGUUACCAGCCACUCCAACUUGCCGACAGUUUCAAAAGGAUCGACCAGGUGUUCGGCUGUUUCUGCAAUUCAGGAAAACUUUGUCGAUUUCAUAUUUGUUUUCAUCUUGAGCAAGAUUCAACCCAACUCUGCUGAAAGUUUUUCGUUUGAUCGAACUCCCUGAAAUUUGCAUUAUUUGGCGUUCAGUCACGGUCUUAUUUUCUACACAACAGAAACGAUAUCGACAGCUAAUGGAAGUCCACUGGAACGCUGUUUUAAUGUUGGUGAGCUUGGCCAUGGCAGAAAGCGAACAAGACGAGGCAAUUCAGUGCAUCUGUACGACACGAAUUUGCCAGGAGAUGGCCGAGCCUGUCUGUACCACUUCCGGUUUAUGUUACUCUCAGUACCUGGAUCGUAGGGAUGGAACUAAUCCGGUCACCAAAGGCUGCGUCAACCUGAAGACACCUCUCCUGUGCGAAAACCGUCCACCAAAGAGCACGUCAUCGCUGCGUGUUAGAUGGCCCAUUUUGCUCUGCUGUCGGACUCAAAUGUGCAAUAAAGAGGAUUUGCGACUACAAGAGCUUACUCAAACUGAUCGCACCGGACAACCUGGAGCCAGCGAGAGCGAAACUGCCGAUAAUAUCGGUGAAGGCGCCAUUCCCGUUCCAACCGAUAAAACCAGCCAUGGCGUAUUGACGUUUAGUAACAACAAUAAUAACAGCCAUAAUAACAACACGCUGUCCAAUCCAACUGUUUUGAUCGUUUUCUGCGUUGGUAUGGUCGUUUUAUUGGCCAUCGGUAUCACGGGGUGUUGCGUUCUUCAGAGGCAACAAGUUUACUGAUUGACGGUCUUCCACUAUUAGCCGCUAGAUGUCAUGCACUCUCGUUUUUUUUUUUUUGCCUUUUUCGUCCCAAUUUUUCCCCUUCGUUUCUCUUUAUGGGUAGACAGCAAAAUUUCUGUUUUCUUACAAUCUUUUCUCGUCUUUCCUUUUUUUUAUUGAGUAACAAUGUGUACACAACGCAUUCCUUUGCCCAAACAUGUCGACUAACUAAAACGACGACUCGAUUCCCAUACCCCCCUUCGGGUGGUUGUAUAACGCCGCUUAUCAAUUCCACAAUAGAAAGAAAAAAACAA
This is a messenger RNA of Daphnia carinata, 1325 nucleotides long. RefSeq lists its product as uncharacterized. The coding region runs from base 442 to 1032 and encodes 196 amino acids. Lineage: Eukaryota; Metazoa; Arthropoda; Branchiopoda; Diplostraca; Daphniidae. Gene Ontology annotation, molecular function: transmembrane receptor protein serine/threonine kinase activity. The record is from RefSeq and is a predicted model, not a curated record. The transcript is spliced from 4 exons. Gene Ontology annotation, cellular component: membrane.